GUUUAUUAUUAUACUCUUGCGUUAUUUACACACAGAUGGUGAUCUCAUCUUGUAGCAGCUGAAUAUUACAAAUUCGUCUACCCAAGAAUUCCGCCCAGACGUUUUCGGACAAAUGGCCGAGGGUCAGGCAGCCCCAAAGGGGUUUGCACUCCAACUGCUGCUAACCUAUGGCUACAUGUUCCUAUGGAUUGGUCUGAGCGCAGCAGUCAUCAUGAUCAAUAAAUACGUGCUGUCGAUGUCGGGCUUCCCUUACCCAGUCGCCCUGACUUGCACACACAUGCUCUUCUGCUCGGUGCUGGCGUUUCUGCUAGUCAAGCUGGGAUUUGUAGAAGCGGUGAAUAUUAGCGCUGAUACUUACCUAAGCUGUAUCUUACCCAUCGGCCUGCUUUUCGCGGGGACGCUGUGGCUAGGCAACGCAGCAUACCUCUACCUCAGCGUAUCGUUCAUCCAGAUGCUCAAGGCAUCCAUGCCAAUGGUUGUGUUCGUCGUGGGAGUCAUGUUCGCAACGGAAAAGUUCACCCCAAAGGCAGCUGUCAACAUGGUGGUGGUCGGCACCGGUAUCGCCAUCGCAUCAUACGGCGAGAUCCACUUCGUGGUUGUGGGCGUGCUGCUCCAAGUGGCCUCCAUCGCCACCGAGUCGGUGCGCCUGACGCUGGUUCAGAUCCUGCUGCAGAAGCGCGGCAUCCGCAUGAACCCCGUCUCCACACUCUACCACAUCGCGCCCUGCUGCUUCGUGUUCCUCUUCCUGCCCUUCCUCUACAUCGAACUGCCGCGCAUGGUGAACGACCCGCACCUAAAUGUCAAUGUGCCGCUGCUGCUGGGCAGCGCCGCGUGCGCUUUUGCCCUCAACAUGUCGGUGUUCCUGCUGAUCGGCAAGACCUCCGCACUGACCAUGAACGUGGCGGGAGUGGUGAAGGACUGGCUGCUCAUCCUGCUGUCCGUUGUGUUGUACGGGUCCCCCGUUACGCGGACGCAGCUGGGCGGAUACGGCAUUGCGUUCGUUGGCGUCAUGUACUACAACUACCAGAAGGUGGAGCAGAUGAAGCAGUCAGCGGCGGCAGCGGCCAAGGCGCCGGAGAAGCAGCCGCUGGUGGCUCAGGGUGAGAGCAAGUCUAACGCAUGAGCUGCUGCGAGGAGCAGGGCGUGAAGCAGAUGGGGCUCAUGGGGCAGGGGAGUUCGGAGUUCGGGUGCCGAUUGGAAAAAGCCGCGCGGACAGAGGCGCAUGGAGCGGACGGCUUGGAUGGUGGAGCGAAGGAAGUCCCGUUGAUUUUCGAGGGUUGGGGUUAUGACUAUAGCUGGGGCCUAGUUCUGCCUCUUCUUAAUUUAUGGGUCUUUUAGCGACAAACCUCUCAACGGACGAGAGCUGGCUUUUCAUGGAGAUGUCCUGUCAUGACAGGUCAUCUGGGGUAUUGGACCUGGUAUGGCUUUGAGGUUGUUGUCGGCAUGGUCUACUGCGGUGGUUUAUAUAAGGUUCUGUCCUGCGUCUAUGAGACUAGGGCUUGGUAAGGACUAAGGAGGCUGCGUGUAUGGCAGUACUGCAGUAUAUACAGGUGGCGACCUGGACAGGUAAUCGCUGUUUUUGCAGUGUUCUAAUCUGGCUGCACUGUUGUUGUAAUGGUAAAGCUGUUUUUGGUCUUUCGUUUGCAGUGAAGUGUGGUGAACGUCAUCCAUACUCAUUUUGGUGUGUGGGCUUGCCUGUUUUGACCAUUCCUGCCUUGCAUGCUGCAUUAAUGCCGCCUAGGCACCUAACCGUGAGCUUGUGGGCUGGAUUGUGGACUGUGUUUUGCUCCAUGUUAGUCGUGUGGGUGCGGAAAACUGGCCUUUCUUAUAGAUAUACAAAGAUGGAAACCCUUCCGAGUGGGAAGGAAAGAUGGGUUUAAUGCGGUCUCACGCCGUUUUGGGAAACCGUAAAGGGCUGUUUCGGUUUCACUUACAUUCAGCU
Molecule: messenger RNA, 1942 nt
Organism: Astrephomene gubernaculifera
Lineage: Eukaryota; Viridiplantae; Chlorophyta; Chlorophyceae; Chlamydomonadales; Astrephomenaceae
Source: the annotation of a GenBank genome assembly